AUGCUGUUUCUGCAACUUCCAUUGCUCCUGGCUCUCCUCGUGAGUGGAGACAAUGAAGAGAAUAAGAACUCUGUUCCAGAAGGCUUUGAGGAGCCCGUUUCCUUCAAAGUCAUCUGUGUCUUAUCCUUCCACAACAGUUCUUGGGUGCAAAUUCUGUGCUCAGGCUGGUUGGGUGAGUUGCAGACUCAUGGCUGGAAGAGCAAUCCUGGCACUAUUAUUUACCUGUGGCCUUGGUCCAAGGGCAACUUCAGCAAUGAGGAGUUGAUGGAACUGCAAAAUAUGUUUCACAUGAGCCUCGUUAGAUUUGUUCAGGCAUUUUACAGCCAUGCCAGGAAAUGGCAAUUUGAAUAUCCCUUUGAGGGACAGAUAGUAAAAGGCUGUGAGCUGCAUGCUGGGGAAGCCCCAGUAGGCUUUAUGCGGAUUGCUUAUCAAGGAUCAGACUUCUUGAGCUUUCAGAACAAGUCAUGGGUGUCCUCUCCAGAGGGUGGAAGAAGGGCUCAGGUCCUCAGAAGACUAUUUAAUUUCUUUGAAGGAACCCAGGAAAUAAUACACAAGCUGCUCAGUGAUACCUGCCCACGUUUCCUCUUGGGUCUUCUUGAUGCCGGGAAGGCAUAUCUCCAGAGACAAGUACGACCAGAGGCCUGGCUCUCCCCAGGCCCCAGUCCUGGCCCUGGCCACCUGAUGCUGGUUUGUCACGUCUCUGGAUUCUGCCCAAAGCCCAUUUGGGUGAUGUGGAUGCGGGGUGAGCAGGAGCAACAGGGCACUCAGAGAAGUGAUGUCUUGCCUAAUGCUGAUGGGACAUCGUAUCUUCAAGUUUCCUUGGAUGUGGAAGCCAGUGAGGCAUCUGGCCUGAGUUGCCGGGUGAGACACAUCAGUCUAGGAGGCCAGGACAUCAUCCUCUACUGGGAUCAUCACAGCUCUGUGGGCUGGAUCGCCUUGGCAGUGAUAGUGACACUGGUGCUCAUGGCAGGUCUUGCAUUUUGGCUUUGGAAGCUCUGGACACACCGUGAAGCCCCAAGCUCUAGUCUCCCUUUGGAAUGA
This is a messenger RNA of Budorcas taxicolor (takin), 1041 nucleotides long. RefSeq names its product T-cell surface glycoprotein CD1a-like. Gene Ontology annotation, biological process: antigen processing and presentation, endogenous lipid antigen via MHC class Ib; immune response; positive regulation of T cell mediated cytotoxicity. Gene Ontology annotation, molecular function: lipopeptide binding; endogenous lipid antigen binding; exogenous lipid antigen binding. The coding region runs from base 1 to 1041 and encodes 346 amino acids. NCBI's taxonomy places the organism in Eukaryota, Metazoa, Chordata, Mammalia, Artiodactyla, Bovidae. The transcript has 6 exons. Gene Ontology annotation, cellular component: external side of plasma membrane. The record is from RefSeq and is a predicted model, not a curated record.